AUGCGCUCCAAUACCAAACUCAUCCUCAGCUUAAUCAAUCGUGUCGCUGUGCGACUACCGAUCAACAGUGGAAGGAAGAUAGAAAGCUUGGAACAUAAUCCUAUUGUUCAGCAAACAGUCGCUGCUAUCAUUGAACUCUCUCAAUAUAAGCUUUCCACGAUUGCCAAUGCUCUUGCUACUGUGCUUGAAAACGUAUCCAAGAACUAUCAAUCACCCUCGCCGACGUUUGAACAACACGUUCCUCUUGAUGUACUACAAUCGCAAUUGUUUGUCCUUCGAUUAUUAUCAGCUUGCAUGCAACAUCAUUGGAAAACACAUCGAUUCGCGUCCAAACGAAAAAUGAUGGCUGCAACACAAUCAAUUGAGGCACUGGUUGCGGCGAAUGCUACGGGAGCCGUGGAUUCUACUGAAACAGAGUUUUUACAAGCACCUGUGACACCAAGUUAUACACGACCCAAUCAUUCAUCAGGCAAUGUAGCAGCAGCAUCACGUAUCGAGGAGAGCAGCGAGGAUGAUAAUGAAGAAGAUGAUGAAGAUGGAGAACAAGCGAAAGAGGGUCAAGAUGAUACGGCAACAACAAAAUCAGGUGAAUUGAUGGAUCCACCUCCAUUGGAUGAAGCUUUGGUCACCUUUCUUUUGGCGCUCGUGGGACGUUUUCUGAAUCAAGCACAUUUGGUGGAAGAGCAUAUAGAUCAGCAAACUUCAACACCUUCCGAUUACCCUCUCGAUAUCCUUAUCAGCACAUUCAAUGUCGAUCCCAAGGUGCUAUCGCUGACGAUGGACAUUUACAAAACGGCUGGCCGCGUCCUCUAUUAUGUCAGUGCUAGCAAUUGGUCUAUUUAUUACGCCAAAAUUAAGAAUGCCGUGCACAUCUUGGGUGCCAUGGGCGAAGGCUCCGAGAUUAAUCCUCCAGAGAUCCGUUUACUCGAAUGCAGUUGCCUAACAAGACAACGUGUGCAUACCGUACUGUCAGAAUUGAGCCCCUACUUUUUGCACAUGAAACGACAAGGCAAAUUGCUGUUUGCAAAGAUGAUGCGACGAGCUAUUUGGAGAUGGAUCGAGACAUACCCUAAUCAGUUUGCAGAAGUGUGCACCAGCGACAAUCGUUUAUUGAGCGGAUCCGAGAAUCUAUUUGACAUGUGCAGCUCCAAUGCCAACAACCCAAGAGAGAAAGCUAUCCUAUGGCCUUUGCAAACAAUCCUUUUGGUGCUCUCCCAGGAUCUCUUAUUACAAGCCUACCUUGAUAAUUCAUCAUCACAAAAUCGAAGAACGACCUUUUUGGGCACGCUUCGCAAAUCAUUACGCACGUCAAAGACAGCGGACAUUGCAGCCAUGUGCUACGUGGAUUUAUGCAAGGCAGCAACCUAUGUUCCACCAACGGAUGACAGCGUGUUACGCCAUAUCGCUGCUGAUAUUGAGGAUGAUUUGCAAGAAAAAGUAUGGGAUAUUACCCGUAGCAGCACCAUGGCUACCGACGCUUCGGCAUCCACAGCAAGCCAUGGUUACGUGAUCAACCGCUUGGUCUUGGUUACCGAUUACCUCUUGGCACGUUUAAGAUUGGAUCCUGAUAACACGCUGCAGCAGCUGGUCCCUCAGUGUCUCGAUGACAAUUCCCCACUUGAUUAUAAGCUUGCUCUUGUCAAAGCAUGUCUUGAUAUCGCUCGUGAAGAGAAUCGACUCCCUUGGAAUCCAUCACUACCAUCCAUGUACAAGUCGAUUUGUUCAUACUUGAGGAAGCUGUCCUUGCAAACAAUGACAUCGGAAUUUGUGGAAGAUGUUGGCAGCGCAUCACCAUGGCUGACACCUUCUAUGGGAUCAAGAAAGAUUGGGAUGGAUAAGCGUAAGAAUAUCACAACGCAAGGUCGAUUGGAAUUACUGGAAGAUUUGCUUCGCUUAUUCCGUGCGGAUCCACUUUUGGCAUUGUUGGGUAACGACACUGAUCCAGCUGAGGAUAAUGGUGCUAUCAUGACAAGUAUGGCAAACUUGUUUCAACAUUCCGAUCAAGGCAUUCGACAAUUGGCGGGAGAAUGCUUAGCAAAGCUACAUCUGGCAGAGAAUAUCAUUCAUUGGGGAUCCGAGCAACGCAUCAUGAUCAAUUUUUGGCGUAUCUCAUCCAAAGUGGUGUUUAUUUUGGCCAAGCAGAUAUUGGAUAUCAAGAAUGAUGAGGAUGGAUUACACUCGAUACUUGAUUUGUUGAUGAGAUUGUUCUUAACAAGGAACGACUUUUUACGUGAAAAUCAGGAGCGUGCUUCGGAAGGCUCGGAUGCGCGUGAACGAUUACAAGCUUCGGUGGCAUUGGAGAUCGCAUUGCUGGUGUCUCUAUGUUGGGCCAAGCCUGACAUAUGCUCCGAUUCUAUCAAGACGCUUGGAUACCUUUGCGAUGAAGCACGGCUUGUGGAUGAUGAGGAGGAACCACAACAAAAUCACAUUACGCUUAUAUCAAACCUGCCAGUGUAUACCGAUUUGGCAUUGGAGGAUUCCGUAUUCCUUGGACGUAAAGUGCAGCAAAAACGUAUCAGAAAAUACAUGCGUUUAAUCACCCAUCAUACACCUGGAAACCUGGCAGCAUGGGAAGAAGUUUGGAAACGAUGGAAGGUCUUGACCCAAUUGAUGAAUCGAUUGAGCGAUGAAACAGCGAGCGAGGACACGAGCGUUGAUCUUGUAUCACCCGUUAGCAAAAAGGCCGGCAAAAGUAAGCUCUCAGCACCGACAACAGCAAGUACAUCUUCCGCAUCAAUGAAACCUAUCACUCCUACUGUCAAUCGCAUUGAAUUCGAUGAUGAAAAGCAGACCUUGUGGCAAAACUAUACGGGAUUCUUGGCUGCGUUGGGUGGUUGCUGCUUGACAUCAGAUAUACCCGAAAACAAAGGUGAUCCACGACGCGUAUCUGCACCUAGUGAGCCAGCUGCUUUAGUUGAAGCCUUUAUUGCUGAAAUGGUCAGCCUUGUGAUAUCCGACAAUGUAUUCAUACGAGAAGGUGUCAAGGAGAUUCUCGGCGCCGACCUAUCACCUACACUUUAUGCUAUUCUCUUUCAAUACCUCGAGCAACAAAUGAUCCGAUGUUUUGAUUCCAAUGGUGAAGCUUUAUGCAAUCCACGCAGCACGCUCUUUGUGGAACAAACGGUGUUGAUUCUCAAGCUUAUUUUGGAUCGACUCGUUGACCCUGGAGAUUGUUUACUCAACAUCGAUUUCAGCACGCUUAUCGAUCAAUUUGCACGCUACAUCAACAAGUUACCGAGCAAUUACAGUACCUUGCGGAUAAAGAUUAAGAUGUGCCAUCUUGUGGAAGCAUUGAUGCAAAAGAAGGAGCAGAUUGUUAUACGAGAUGAGAUGCGAUUAAGGAACAAGCUCUUGGAGCAAAUAGUCGAAUGGACGAGUGAUUUUUCAUUGAAGACGAAUGCCAAGGCAGGCUAUUAUGGAUUAUCCGAUAUCGGUCAAAGCGAUAAGGCACACAAGGAUUUGGACCAAGCAUGCAUGAAAGCAAUCGUGGCAAUAUUGCAUCAGCUUCCCCUACAGAGUACACAGCCUGUGCGUGAUGCAGAUAGCAAUCAAAACAAGAGCCGGCUCUUUUACAAGUACUUCACCUUCUUUUUGAAACUACUGAAUCGGUGUCGUAUGAGCGAGAUGGAAUUGACGAGUGCCGCAGUGGUGAAGAAUAACAAGGAGGUCUUGACGCCUGCCAAAGUGACCGAGAGCUAUCAAGAUUGGGCACCAUUGAAAGAUCUUACCAUUUUGGCCAUGUCCAAUCUUCUCAGUGCAAAUGUUGAUGCUGGCUUGAAGUACUCGCUUGCUAUGGGAUACCAUGAAGAUUCGCGCACCCGUACAGCAUUCAUGCAAGUGCUUACCAAUAUCCUGAACCAAGGCACAGAGUUUGAGACAUUAGCAGAGAAUGUGAUGACCGAUCGCUAUGAGAAGCUGGUGGAUGUGCUUGUUGAUGCGGAUAUUGAUGUGGUGAUGGUUUUAUGCGAUGUGUGCCCAUCUACGGAUUCUGCAAGCGUGGCAGAGACGUUGCUUACUGCUUUUGAGUCUCGUAACAAGGUGACACCUCUUCUCAAGGCUGCCAUUGAUAAAGAGAUAAUGUCGACUGAGCAAGAAGCCACUCUCUUCCGAAGCACGACCAUGGCAACAAGAUUGUUGUCAGCAUUUGCCAAAUCUGUUUGUGUCGAUUACGUGCGUCUCACGUUGCAACCAGCCAUGGAAGCGAUCAACGCAUUACCUGACGACCAGAUUACUUGGGAGCUUGAUCCUCAAAAGAUGGGACCUGAUGAAAGCUUAUCAAAGAACAAGCAAAAUGUUAUCCGUGCGACUGAGAUUUUACUCAAUGCCAUUUGUUCCUCGGCUGAUAAUGCACCUCCAGCAUUCCGGGAAGAACUUGCCAUGAUUGGUGAUGCCGUUUUCAAGCGCUAUGCUGAGUCAAAGAAUACGGCUGUUGGUGGAUUUGUUUUCUUGCGUCUUUUUGGACCUGCCGUUGUCACGCCUGAAAAUUCGGGAUUCUCAAAGCAGGCUACGCCACGUAACAAGAACGUACGAAAGCUACAGCUACAAGCAACACGUGUCAUGCAAAACCUCGCCAACAAUGUUUUAUUUGGUGCCAAGGAGACGCAUAUGAUUGUGCUGAAUGACUUUUUGACCGACAACAUUUACAAGGUGACCAACUUUUUGCGUGAGAUUUCGACCGUCGCACGUGAAGCGGAUCAAAAGAUCACUGGUGCUGUUCGCAUGGAUCAAAAAGGAUACAUGAAGUUGCAUCGCUAUCUUUACGAGAAUAUGGAGCGUAUGAGCAGAGAGUUGGCAGCACGAAAGUCCAAGGGUGGUUCCAAUGAUACCCAAUCCUUAUUGGAGUGGAAAAAGACUAUUGAUCGACUAUCGACAAUCAUUGCACAACUUGGUCGACCCAAUGACUUGAAUGAGACUGAUUUGACAUUAUCACGCAACUAUGCUAUCGGCAAAAGCAAUCAUCAUUACAACGAGUUCAUUCGACGUAAUAGCCACCGAGACGUAUCAUCCAUCAGCUCGAGGAAUAUCUUUUACCAGGCUGGAACAUCACGUGGCGGACGGCCUGUGUUUUAUUACAUCACUCGCAAUAUCGACAGUGAGAAAACGGAUUCCGAGCUUCUCGUCUACUACAUGCUCAGAGUGAUGGAGCCUUACCUAAACCGCCCAUUCGAAUUUGUGUUUGAUUGCACGCGCUUCAGCCCUACAUGUGAACUCCAACCACACUGGCUCACGCAGUUCUUUCAGCUCAUAUUCAGCGAGAUGAAUGAUUAUCUGGUUGCCCUUCACUUUUACAAUCCAAAUACGUUCCUGCAACGCCACGUUUCCAAAUUUCCACGACAGCUGAUCAACAAACUCAUCAAGAGAGCACAAUUUUAUGUUACGUUGUCAGAGCUCUAUGAGAAUAUUGCUCCAUCGGAGGUCCACUUGCCAAAAGAGACCAUUGAUCUUGAAAAGGCACCAAGCACGACUUUCUUUCCAGUGACACGCUUGAGCCUGAAAGCAUCAUCGAUACCCGUGACACUCAAGAUUGGACAAGAGCAUAUACAAAUCAUCACUGUUCGCAAGCAAGAGCUGUACAACAACUUUCACACGAUUUACAAUGACGUAUAUCAUGUCUCUGAAAUUGAUGAUAUGAUGACCCUUGCCAACUCUAAACAAGACCAUGGUGGUGAACUCGUCAUUAAAUACGAUCGUGGAAAAUCCACAAUGGUGCUAUCAGCUUCCAAACGCGAUGCUAUCCUUGCUCUCUUGAGAUACAACAAGAAUCGAUAUGAAGCAUCAAAACCAGGAGGUUUGAAUGAGCGCGCACUACGUCCCAAUGAUGUCCCUGGUCGUCUUCUCAACAUGUCGUUACUCAACAUUGGAAGCGAGGAUCCAAGCUUGCGCUUAGCAGCUUACAAUUUAUUGUAUGCACUAAGCUUGACAUUUCGAUUUGAUAUUGGGAACCAGCUUUUGAAUGCAAAAGAUUUGUGUAUUCCUGCAAACAGCACCGAUUUUAUUGUCAACAUUAGCGAAAGCCUAUCAACGACCGAGCAACACCUCACACUCGAGUUUUUGAACGAAUGCCUUGUUGGUUUCAGCAAGUCCAAUGAACUGAUGCGUCACUUGUGUUUGGAUUACAUGGCACCUUGGCUACGCAACUUGGCACUGUAUACCCGAAGCACUCCCGAUGACAACAACAAGCAGCUUUCAAAGACCAAGGACGUUCUUCGACUGCUAAUUGAGCUCACAACUUCAAGAGCAGAUAUAUACAAGCACGUACAAGCCAAGAUUUGGAAAACGCUUGGUGAAGUGGACGAGAUGGUCAACCCUAUUAUCGAUGCGUUUAUUCAGUACUCCGUUGAGCAUGGCAUUGGCUCUCCUCAAGCUGAAGUGAUGGCAGAUACGAUUGUGACAAUGUCAAGCAUUUCUGUAAGAGGCAAAGUGAUCAGUCGAUUACGGCGAGUGAUACAACAUACUUCUUUACGUCCAUGCCGCAGCUUGACAGAACAUCCAUCAUGGACCGAUAUUGCUGUUAUUCUUCGUUUUGUGCUGAUGCUCUCAUUCAACAACAUUGGUCCAGGGAAGCCAUAUUUACCAGAGAUCUUCCAUGUUGUUUCUCUUUUGGUUGGCACUGGUCCUACGCUUGUACGCGCUUCAGUCCAUGAGCUCGUUGUGAACAUGAUCCAUACCUUAUGCACUAGCAUGCCACAAUCGGAUGACAACAUCAAAAAGCUUCAUUUUGUCUUGAAUGACGUGUGCGACAGCAAGAAUAGGGUGUAUUUCGGUCUUACCAAGCCGCAUGCUAAUGCAUUCACUAUCACUCAAGAGACCAUGACCGAUGUUGCAGAUACUGUCAACCUAUCAUCACUUGAAAGCAUUGUUCGACUCUUAUUGGAUGCUCUUAGCAUUGGAGCCCCUUCAAUAGAUGUUGCCAACAUGUGGCGAGCUCGAUGGAUGGGGUUAGUUGCAAGCACGGCUUUCCAAUUCAAUCCCGCAAUACAACCUCGAUCGUUUGUUGUACUUGGAUGCCUCGCACAAGAUGAAGUGGAUGAUGACCUUAUAUACCAAAUCCUCGUAGCCUUACGUGGUGCAUUAGCCAUCUUCAACGAGAGCGACUCGAAUUUGAUUGUGAGCAUCAUGAUGUGUCUCAGCAAUGUGAUUGACAACCUGCCUGCGGAUUCUCGAUAUCUACGAUCUCUCUUUUGGCUCGCCAUUGCAUUGGUGCAUAUGCGGCAUCCAGCUAUAUUUUCUCCAGCUGUCGAAUUUUUACAAUCCGUACUACGUGCACUGGAUGCACACAAGCUAUUCGCAAAGAGAGCCUUGGUGGAUGUAUUGAUGGAUGCUCGACACCCACUUGGAGAUGUUGCCAAAGAGCUCGAUAAUGCAUGUGGCGUCAGCUUUGACACUCAUUUCUCGUUUGCCGUGGCAGGUGUAUUAUUGAAGGGUAUUCAACAUAGCAACUCCAAGGAUGUGGUAUUCCAAUGUUUGACAGCCUUUUUGGAAAUUGAUUGCAAGCGAUCGGUGGAACAAAAUGUGGUCGAGGCACGCACGCUUGGUUACUUGGCAGGCUUAUUACCACUAGCAGCAAAGAACAACGCUCUACGUGAAUUACUACGUCUUGCAGGCAUCAAUGAUAUCGAUUUGGACACGAUUGAAUUUGGCUCUACCUAUGUGCGUAUCUUUGAUACACUCGAGAUCCCCGAUAAUACGACCGCUCUGCUAUUGGUAUCGUUACUCGUCACAUUGCUCAACUCGGCAGAAAACGAAUCCGAACGUUUAUUCUUAUACAGCUUUUUGGCUGAAGCUGCUGUCUCCAUUCCCGAAGUCUUUGCUCUUGUCUAUGAGUCCCUCUUACCAAAGAUGAACCAAAUUGUUGUCAGCGGCCAAAAUUAUGCUGUGAUCGAUGCAGUCAAGAAUAUCCUUGUAACGGCGUGUUCAGAGCCUGCCUUCACCUAUUCGUCCAAUCGAAGAACUCAAAAAGCAUACCUAGAGGAGCUAGGUUUUCCAGCACUAGCAGAUCCCACUUUUGGUGCAGCCAGGGGUAACACUGUUGUCAGCGCCCAAUUAGCUAGUAGAUUGCUCGAGAAAAUUACAGAGUAG
This is a messenger RNA of Lichtheimia ornata, 8079 nucleotides long. RefSeq lists its product as uncharacterized. The coding region runs from base 1 to 8079 and encodes 2692 amino acids. Lineage: Eukaryota; Fungi; Mucoromycota; Mucoromycetes; Mucorales; Lichtheimiaceae. Gene Ontology annotation, biological process: regulation of GTPase activity. The transcript has 16 exons. The record is from RefSeq and is a predicted model, not a curated record.